Manis pentadactyla (Chinese pangolin) is the source of this 3030-nucleotide messenger RNA. RefSeq names its product DnaJ heat shock protein family (Hsp40) member C22 (gene DNAJC22). Lineage: Eukaryota; Metazoa; Chordata; Mammalia; Pholidota; Manidae. Gene Ontology annotation, cellular component: plasma membrane; early endosome. The record is from RefSeq and is a predicted model, not a curated record. The transcript has 3 exons. Bases 340 to 1365 code for a protein of 341 amino acids. Gene Ontology annotation, biological process: endocytosis.
CCUUAAACCGAGAUUACCCGGGAGGAGCCUGAGGUUGAAAGGUGAUCCCGCGGGGACCGAGGAAGGCCUUGGGGAGGGGCCUGGCCUGAACCGUCCGACUGCCGUGACACAGCAAACAGAGAAAGACAAAGUUCAUUUGGAUGGAAAUGGAAGCUGAGUGAGAAGGGCCAUCUUGACUGUCUAGUCAGGGGAAAUGACUGGUCUGACCGGGUCUGGAAGCCGGGGUACCCAGGGUCUAAGGAUAACUCUGGGGCCAUGAUUCUCACAGGGGACCCCAGAUUUCUACACUGAGAAAUGUCAGGUGCCACUGGACUUGUUCUGAGACCCUUUCCCUAGAGGAUGGCCAAGGGGCUCCUGGUGACCUAUGCCCUCUGGGCUGUAGGGGGCCCUGCUGGGCUCCACCACCUGUACCUGGGGCGGGACAGUCAUGCACUGCUCUGGAUGCUUACCCUGGGUGGUGGUGGGCUGGGCUGGCUCUGGGAAUUCUGGAAGCUCCCAAGCUUUGUAGCUCAGGCCAACAGAGCCCAGGGGCAGAGGCAGAGCUCAGGAGAGGGGACACCUCCUGUGAGUCCCAUUCGCUUUGCUGCCCAGAUGAUAGUGGGCAUCUACUUUGGCCUCAUGGCUCUCAUUAGCCUUUCUUUCAUGGCCAACUUCUAUAUAGUGGGCCUCCCACUGGCGGUUGGAUUAGGGGUGUUGUUGGUGGCUGCUGUUGGCAACCAGACCUCAGACUUUAAGAACACUCUAGGGGCAGCAUUUCUUACUUCUCCUCUCUUCUAUGGCUGUCCCAUAGCCAUCCUGCCCAUCAGCUUGGCUGCCAGCAUGACAGCCCAGAUGCAUCGCCGAUACAAAGCUUCAGGUGGGCCAGAGAAGCUCAGUGUGAGGCUCUACCGCCUGGGCUUGGCUUACCUUGCUUUCACCGGCCCGCUAGCCUACAGCGCCCUCUGCAAUACAGCUGCCACCCUCAGCUUUGUGGCUGAGACCCUUGGCUCCAUCUUGAGCUGGUUCAGCUUCUUUCCCCUACUUGGCUGCCUCAUGGAGUCUGUCCUCCUUCUGCCUUACCGGGUCGGGAGGCUACUGGUGGGGGAUCCUGGCUUCAGCUGCAGCUACUUCCAGGAGUGGGAGAAGCUGUAUGAAUUUGUCCGGACUUUUCAGGAUGAGAAACAUCAGCUGGCUAACCAGAUUUUGGGCCUCCCAGAGGGGGCAACAAAAGAGGAAAUCCAUCGGCGAUACAGGGAGCUAGUGAAGAUCUGGCACCCUGACCACAACCGGCACCGGACAGAGGAGGCUCAGAGGCACUUCCUGGAGAUCAAAGCUGCAUAUGAAGUCCUGAGUCAGCCCAGAAAGCCCAGGGGAUUCUGGAAGUGAGAAGAAACUUCCCUUUGAGAAUGGACUCUUCCUGGUAGAGUUGGGUAGCUUGUCCCAGCCCAGCAUUGCCCAUCUGGGGCAUCCCAACAGUGUUAAAGAAACUGCUGGCAGUGGAGAUGAGAAAACCUUUCAUGAGGCAAGAAAGUCAUUGUGUUGGAACAAUGUAUUUAUGCUUUGAAUUUCUGACUUCUUUGCUAUUGUAUUCCUGAAAAUUUUUUUCUUAAAACCAGACAGUAAAAUGAAAGGCAUAUUAUAAAACCAAUAACAUAUAUAUUAGAGAAUAUACCACCUUAUCCCACCCUGGUACAUUGAUGUAUAGUGGAGAAAGUUAAUUUAAAAGAAUUUUUUUUUAAUGUGCAAGGAACUGAGUUAGGAGGUUAAAGGAAAAAUAUGAAGGUUCUAAUAUUUCAUAAGCUGUCCUGUGACAAGAGGGAUUUGAUUUAGUCUGUGGAUUACCAAAGGGUAAGAUUGGGGUUCAGUUUCAAAAUUUCAGAAAAAGUAUCUUAAUUCCAUUUAUAGGAAAGCUUUCCAGGAGGUGCACUUUUCCUAAGAAGGAAUAAGCUGCUAUGGGGUGGGGGAAUGUAUCCCCAUUGCAAACUCUUCUGCUUGGAGGAGUAUUGUGGACUUUACAUGGGUGGCUGGACUGGCUGAAUUCUCAGAUCUUCCCAAAACUUGGGAUCUGAUUCUGAACUACCACCUUGCUCCCUAAGAGCUUACAGUCUGGUGGGGACCAAUAACACAGGUACAUAGGCAUCAAAGCCAGUCUCAUUCAGUGUUUUGAAGUACCAUAAGAAGUAUAAUAGAAUGCAAUGGGAUAUUGGAGAAAGGACAGAUGCCAUUGUUUUAUGGAGACUCAUGGAAAAAUUCAUAGUUUUAUGUCUCAUGUGCCCUUAUGGGGACUUUGGAGAACUCUAUGGAACCAGCAGCUUGAGCAUUUGAAGAAGACCUAAUUUAAUUCCCAAGUAACUACGUAAGUGGGGAAGAAACAGUCCAGAAUGGAGAUCAGGAAAAUGAUGUUAAAAUUAUGUACUUUUUACCAAUCUUUUUGCCUUUCCUUUUUGUUUGUGCACAUACUUCAUACUUCUUUUUUUUCUGGAGGUUAACUCUGAGUAGUGUAUACAUUUUUAAAAAGUAGAAUUACUUUGACUAGUAUUCUCUACAGAUUAAAAAAAAAUGAUCUGAUUAAGAAGAAUGAGAUUUGUAUAUUUCUUUGCAUUCUUAUAUAUAAAAAAAACUUUAAAAUUUUUGCUGAUAAAUUUACAUGCCAUGAUUUUAAGACCAAAUUAACUUUCACACCUUUUUAGAGUUGUGGAUUUAAAGAAAAUGGAUAUACAUUUCUUUUGAAAAGCACUUACAAUUGUCAAAUUAUUGCAUGGAAUUUUAAUGAGGCCUUUUCAUAGGCUAUUAAUUAGUAACUUAUUAACAUGAUGGGUAGUAUUACAUCUGCAAAAUGUAAAUAUAUCUAAAUAGCCUAUAAAGAAAAAGAGACAAAAGAGUGGGAUUAGGGGCUUUACUUGAUUUGGAAAUUUUUUACUGUUCUCAAAUUUUGUUAUGGGUUUUUGUUACAAAAAUAUGCCUACAUUUAAUUUAUUCAAAUGGAACUAUUGAUAAGCAGUUUCUAUUUUUUCAACAUGAGCAAUGCUAUAAUAAAUAUGUUUAAAUAUG